Messenger RNA from Aspergillus ibericus CBS 121593, 339 nucleotides. RefSeq lists its product as uncharacterized. Bases 1 to 339 code for a protein of 112 amino acids. The record is from RefSeq and is a predicted model, not a curated record. The transcript has 3 exons. Lineage: Eukaryota; Fungi; Ascomycota; Eurotiomycetes; Eurotiales; Aspergillaceae.
AUGUCCCUAGCAGAUUUGAAGCUCCACGGCCUCUACGUCGUCCUGCACAUCAGGAAUGAUCCGCCAAUUGCGGACCAUGGACCUACGGCUGGAGUCAUGAAAUCGGUCCUCCUCGUCGGUUUAUUCAGAAUAGCCGAUGUUCCAGCGAGAUGUGAAACCCUCCUGGAUUGGACCCUGGCCCUGCUACGAAAGGGAACCGAUAGGGAGAAGAUCCUCAAGUGUGACGAUCUGGAAGCUCUCGUGACGGAGAUCAAGGCGUGGGGAAACUCCCACGCCAUGAAUGCAGCAGGCAAUCUUCAACCAAGGCCAGUGGCAGCUUCAGCAUUGUGCGAACUGUAA